Messenger RNA from Neopsephotus bourkii (Bourke's parrot), 910 nucleotides. RefSeq names its product N-alpha-acetyltransferase 10, NatA catalytic subunit (gene NAA10). Gene Ontology annotation, biological process: N-terminal peptidyl-glutamic acid acetylation. Gene Ontology annotation, cellular component: NatA complex. The coding region runs from base 133 to 831 and encodes 232 amino acids. The transcript has 8 exons. NCBI's taxonomy places the organism in Eukaryota, Metazoa, Chordata, Aves, Psittaciformes, Psittacidae. Gene Ontology annotation, molecular function: protein-N-terminal-glutamate acetyltransferase activity; protein N-terminal-serine acetyltransferase activity. The record is from RefSeq and is a predicted model, not a curated record.
CCAUCAAUGAUUGGCUGUUGCUCUUGCUAGUACGCCUCCAGGCGGCGCUGAUUGGCUGGGGUUGCUCCUUCCGCCGGAAGCGGCGCGGGAGGCAACAGGGACGGAGGCGGCGGAGCCGGAGCGGCCGCAACCAUGAACAUCCGGAAUGCGAGGCCCGAGGACCUGAUGAACAUGCAGCACUGCAACCUGCUCUGCCUGCCCGAGAACUACCAGAUGAAGUAUUACUUCUACCAUGGGCUCUCCUGGCCUCAGCUCUCCUACAUCGCUGAGGAUGAGAAUGGCAAGAUCGUGGGUUAUGUCCUGGCUAAGAUGGAGGAGGACCCUGAUGAUGUACCCCAUGGGCACAUCACAUCCCUGGCCGUGAAGCGCUCGCACCGGCGCCUGGGGCUGGCGCAGAAGCUGAUGGACCAGGCCUCCCGCGCCAUGAUCGAGAACUUCAACGCCAAAUACGUCUCCCUGCACGUGCGCAAGAGCAACCGGGCGGCUCUGCACCUGUAUUCCAACACCCUCAACUUCCAGAUCAGUGAAGUGGAGCCUAAGUACUAUGCAGAUGGGGAGGACGCCUAUGCCAUGAAGAGGGAUCUCACCCAAAUGGCAGAUGAGCUGCGGAAGCAGGUGGAGCAGAAAGAACGUGGCCGCCCCCCACCUCCCAGUGAGCCCCCCCGGGCUGGGGAAGGGGGUUGUGGUAGUGGGGGUGGGGGGCCCCCCCAACCUGUGCCCCCCCCUCCUGAAGAUGGGGGUCCCGACAGCAAAGACGUCAGCGAGGUCAGUGAGACCACCGAGAGCACCGACGUCAAAGACAGCUCCGAGGCCUCGGACUCUGCUUCAUAGGGACCCCCCCUUGGGCACCCCCAAACCUGGGGACCCCCCCUUGGUGCUGGGGGGGGGGGCAAUAAACCCCCUUCCCCUC